Molecule: messenger RNA, 549 nt
Organism: Microthlaspi erraticum
Lineage: Eukaryota; Viridiplantae; Streptophyta; Magnoliopsida; Brassicales; Brassicaceae
Source: the annotation of a GenBank genome assembly
AUGAGACAGCUUGAGUUGAAGUUGCCCUUCAUCGACGCCUUGAUGCUCAUUCCACCUUAUCAGAAAUUUCUGAAGGAUGCUGUUCAGCAAAGAACCAGGGAAGCACAAGGGAUGGUAGUGUUGACUCGUGAGUGCAGUGCAAUCAUUCAGCGGAAGGUCAUCUCCGACAAAAAGGAAGAUCCGGGGAGUUUCACUUUGCCCUGCAUGUUGGGACCCCUAUCUUUCAAAAACAGCCUCUGCGAUCUAGGAUCAUCUGUCAGCCUCAUGCCUUUGUCUGUAGCAAAGAGACUGGGAUAUCACAAGUACCAAGCCUGCGGAAUCUCACUAGUCUUGGCAGAUAGAUCGAUAAGGUUACCAACUGGGAUGCUUGAAGACCUGCCUUUGAGGAUAGGGAAUGUGGAAAUCCCCACAGACUUCAUUGUGCUUGAGAUGGAUGAGGAACCAACAGAUCCAUUGAUUCUAGGAAGGCCAUUCCUAGCUACAGCAAGAGCAAUGAUAGAUGUCUGUGAAGGAACAAUUGAGUUAAACUUGGGAAAGGACCUAAGAUGA